Messenger RNA from Bactrocera tryoni, 584 nucleotides. Its product is annotated as T-complex protein 1 subunit eta-like. The transcript is spliced from 2 exons. Gene Ontology annotation, biological process: protein folding. Gene Ontology annotation, cellular component: chaperonin-containing T-complex. The coding region runs from base 18 to 413 and encodes 131 amino acids. The record is from RefSeq and is a predicted model, not a curated record. NCBI's taxonomy places the organism in Eukaryota, Metazoa, Arthropoda, Insecta, Diptera, Tephritidae. Gene Ontology annotation, molecular function: ATP-dependent protein folding chaperone; ATP binding.
GUGGUGGCGCCAUCGAAAUGGAACUGUCCAAAAUCCUGCGGGAAUAUUCACGAACCAUCGCUGGAAAGGAGCAACUGCUGAUCGCCGCCAUUGCUAAGGCUCUGGAGAUUAUUCCACGUCAGCUGUGCGACAAUGCUGGUUUUGACGCCACCAAUAUACUGAAUAAGCUGCGACAAAAACAUGCUCAAGGCGGUCAGUGGUUUGGCGUCGAUAUCACCAAGGAGCAUAUUGCCGACAAUUUCGACCAGUGCGUAUGGGAGCCUUCGAUUAUCAAGAUCAAUGCUUUAACUGCCGCUGCCGAGGCUGCCUGCAUGAUACUCUCCGUCGAUGAAACCAUUAAAAGCCCCAAUGCUGGCAAUCAGCAGAUGCCUAUGGCUGGCGGCAUGGGACGCGGCAUGGGAAGACCCAUGUAAGCUCAGUGUGCUCGCAUUUAAAUAAUUUUGUAACUUCAUCAUAGAAUCACAUCAAAAGUCAUUAACGCCAGGAGCUGAACUCACAUGCUAACUGUUUCUGCAGUAAAACUUUAAGUUUCUUUAUUAAAAUAUGGUAAUAAAAUGCUAGUUACUAACUUCCAAUAAACUGUA